Molecule: messenger RNA, 1190 nt
Organism: Mucor mucedo
Lineage: Eukaryota; Fungi; Mucoromycota; Mucoromycetes; Mucorales; Mucoraceae
Product: PIN domain-containing protein
Exons: 3
Coding region: 103-1062 (319 amino acids)
Cellular component (GO): nucleus
Source: RefSeq, a predicted model, not a curated record
CUCCCCACAAAUAAAAACUCUCCCCCCACCGCCGCCCUUUUUUGUCUGAGCCUCAAAUCAUUUUUUUUUUUUUCUUUUUCUUUUUCUCUUACGGUUUUAAAAAUGAGCAUGGAGUACAUGGACAUUGACGGUCCCGAAUUCUUAUCUAGUGUUAAUCAAGAGAUUGCAUCUAUACGUGCCAACAGAACAAACGAUACAGCAUAUCAACAUCAUCUUUCCGAGUCUACACAAACAGAACCUUACGCAGUAUACAAUGAAAUUUGUGUUUUGGACACCAAUUUCCUCAUUUCUAAACUAGGCUAUUUAGACACUGUCUUAUCCAUCGCAGAACAGCAUCCAGGUAGCUUACUUGUCAUUCUGCCCUGGGUCGUCAUUCGAGAACUUGACGGUCUCAAAUCAUCAAGGCAUGGCGGUGUAGAGGAGGACGAAAUAUGUGGUCGAGCAAGAAGAGCCAUGCGUUUCAUUGAACACAAACUACGAGAUAAGUGUCCCUCACUACGAGGCCAAAAAAUGAAGGAAAUAUUGGACCCACACAUGGCCAAAACAAAUCAAAAAGGCGAUGAUCGAAUAUUGGACUGUUGCAUGUAUUUUCAUCACCACACAAAAGCAAAAGUCACUUUACUCUCCAAUGAUCGAAAUCUCUGUAUUAAAGUCAUGGUGCAUGACAUUGAUUCUAUUUCCGCUGAAUCUGUGCCUAAAAUGGAAGCCUUACUCAACAGAAUCGUUAGUACAAAAGUGACGGAAGACUAUGUCAUGGAGAUUGAUGAAUUUUACCCUCCAAUACAACAGCCAGAGGAAGACUAUGACAUGAUGUUGGAUGAUGAUCAUCACGAUAUACUUUUCUUGGAAGGAGGAGGAGGAUCAGAACAAAGUCGAUGGGCUAAAGAACCUACAGCUAGGAAAUCGUCUUUUAAAAAACUACCAGAUCCGCCUGCUUAUCUAGACAACGAUCCAACCCUUGUUGCACCUAAAAAACCACCUCAGAACACCACUUAUUCUAAUAGUAAUUUCCUACCCAUUCAUAAAGAUGCUUCAUGGACAUCUAUUUAUUCUCCCAAAUAAAAUUAAUAAUAAAACAUGUUUUAAUACAAAAAAAAAAAAAAAAAAAAAAGUUAGGCGAGAGAGAGAGAGAGAGAGAGCGAGAAAAAGGGGUAUGCGGGUGUCUUAUAUAAUUAGACUUCCAUGGUAGG